Pteronotus mesoamericanus is the source of this 3461-nucleotide messenger RNA. It is a transcript of the gene TNFAIP2, whose product is annotated as TNF alpha induced protein 2. The transcript has 12 exons. Gene Ontology annotation, cellular component: exocyst. Lineage: Eukaryota; Metazoa; Chordata; Mammalia; Chiroptera; Mormoopidae. Gene Ontology annotation, molecular function: SNARE binding. Gene Ontology annotation, biological process: exocytosis; exocyst localization. Bases 45 to 2114 code for a protein of 689 amino acids. The record is from RefSeq and is a predicted model, not a curated record.
GCCGGCGCAGCAGCUGUGCGUCCAGCAGAGCCUGAGCCAGGGUGAUGCUGAAGAUGGUGACCCUCUUCCAGGCCCUCCCAGGCCAGCAGCCCCCACCGGGGGCCCUUGGCUGCCCCGGAAGACCCCAGAAGUCGUCCUCCACGUCGGAGGGGGAGUCGGAGGCCUCCAUGUCAGAGGCCUCCUCUGAGGACCUGGUGCUGCCCCCAGAAUCCGAGGGAGCCCGGAAGAGGGGUGAGCAAGAGGCUCUGAGGAAGAAGAAGCCAAAAGGCCUGGCCAACAUGUUCAACAUCUUCACCAAAGGGAGGAAGAAGAAGGGCCAGUCCCGCUCUGCUGAGCGGGAAGGCCAGGCUGAGUCCGGGCCCAGGCCACAGGACCCACUGCCCACAGUGGAGGAGCUCAAGGUGGACCUGGAGCGCGGGCAGCUGGAGGCGGCAGCGCCGCUGCUGCUGCUGGAGCGGGAGCUGACUGCGUUGGCGGCGGCAGGCGGCACAAGCGUGGAGGACCUGGUGCGGCGCCAGAGCAAAGUGGAGGCGCUGUACGUGCUGCUGCGUGACCAGGUGCUCGGCCUGCUGCGCCGGCCGCUGGAGGCGUCACCUGAGCGGCUGCGCCAGGCAGUGGCCGUGCUGGCAGAGCAGGAGCGCGAGGACCAGCGCGUGGAGGCCGCGGGGCCUGGGCCCGCGGCGCUGGCAGCCACGCGCCCGCGGCGCUGGCUGCAGCUGUGGCGGAGCGGCGUGGCGCAGCAGGCCGAGGAGCGCCUGGGCAGGCCACCGGCCGGGGACGCGGAGGGCAGCUCGGAGGCUCAGCGCACCUUCCUGCACAUGGGCCGCACCCUGAAGGAGGACCUGGAGGCUGUGGUGGAGCGGCUGAAGCCGCUGUUCCCCGCUGAGUUCGGCGUUGUGGAAGCCUAUGCCCAGAGCUACCACGAGUACUUCGCAGGCCACAUGGCGACCCUGGCGCAGUUUGAGCUGUUGGAGCACGACACGUACCUGCUGCUGGUCUGGGUGCAGAACCUCUACCCAAACGACAUCAUCAACAGCCCCAAGCUCGCCAGAGAGCUGCAGGGGAUCGAGCUGGGGAGCCUCCUGCCCCCCCGGCAGAUCCGGCUGCUGGAGGCCACGUUCCUGUCCAACGAGGUGACCAGCGUGAGGGAUCUGAUGAACCGCGCCCUGAAUCUGGAAUCCCAGCACUGGGCCCAAGGUGCGGCGCCCCCGCGGCUGGGCGGCCACUGCCACAGCGAGCUGGCCAUCGACAUCAUCCAGAUCCUCUCUCAGAGCCAGGCCAAGGCAGAGAACAUCACGCCUGACCUCAGUGUGCAGAUCAAGCCCCUGCUGGUGGUGGAGCUGGCUGCAUUUCUGAGGAGGUACCAGCGAGCCUUUGAUGAAUUUCUGGAGCGGUGCAGGCUGCUGAGAAAUUACAGGGCCAAUGUCAUGGCCAACAUCAAUAACUGCGGGUCCUUGCGGAUGUCUGUGGAGCAGAACUGGCAGACGUCCCAGGACCUGCUGGGCCCCCUGAGUGAGCUCAAGAGCCACGGCUUCGACGCCCUGCUCCAGAGCCUGGCGGGGAGCCUGAAGCCCCUGUUCAAGAGGUUCAAGCAGACCCGCUGGGCGGCCGCUGCGCAGACCACGGAGGAGAUCGUGCUCACUGUGGAAAGGGCGCUGCCUGAGUUCUCGGGGCUGCAGGACUCUCUCCGGGAGGAGCUCAUGGAGCUUGUCCACCUGCACCUGGUGAAGGAAUACAUUGUGCGGCUCAGCGCAGGGCACCUGGUCCUCAAGACUGCGGAGCAGCAGAGGCAGCUCGCGGAGCAGAUCUUGGCCAACGCUGACCUCAUCCAGGACUUCUGCAUUCAGAACGGCUCCCCGGCGGCCUGGCUGCAACAGGCCCUCCCCACGCUCGCCGAGAUCAUUCGCCUGCAAGACCCCAAUGCCAUCAAGAUGGAAGUGGCCACUUACGCCACCUUGUACCCCGACUUCAGCAAAGGCCACCUGAGCGCCAUAUUGGCCAUCAAGGGGAACAUGUCAAGCAGCGAAGCCAAGAGCAUCCGGAGCAUCCUGGACGUCAGUCCCAGGGCACACGGGCCCUUCAAGUCCCUAUUUUCUCUUAUAAACGUCAGUUAGCAUUUCCUGCAGCCUGACCCGCUGUGAGCGCGGCAGGUGGCAGACCCAGCCCUCUGCGGGGCAUCACCCGCCAGGGGGCAGUUCAGGCCGGCACCGGCAUCACAGCCCCUCUCGGGCCUCCUGCCUUCUGCCGCUGCUUCUGCCCGGCCCUGGCCGAGGUGCCGGCCCCUGGCAUCUGGCACUGGACAGGCCGCGGGCUGUUGCCAGUCCCGUGGGGCUGGAGCACCCGUGGUGAGGAGCCAGUGAGGCCACCCCUGAAGAAUGACAGUUGCCUGUGUGCGCUCAUGGAGGGAGAGCAGCCAGGGCCAGAGAUCCCGGCCCCCCGUCCACAGGGCCCUCCCCAGCCUGCCUCCCAGCCGCCCUCUGUGUGGCCCCAUCCGAGUGCCCGGGCCGCGGACCCGCCCUGCCUCCCCCGCUUCCCUUGCCCAGGGCUGGCUCAGCAAGUCUGUGGGACGGAAGGCAGCUGGAAGGAAAGAAGGGGAAGAGGAGCUCUUAUCUGGGGCCUGGAAGGGCCCCCCCAGCAAGCUGGGGCCCCGCCGGCACUGAAGCCCCCCUCCAGAAGGCACGGGGACCCCUGCGGCUCGGAGCCUGGCCUCUCGUUGCCCACGGGCACCCCCGAGGGUGGGCCCAGGAGGGGACCUCCGGGGGUCUUCUAGAGCUCAGCCUGCCCCCCAUGCAGGCCAAGAUGCGGGACCUCUGACCCCCUGACCCAUGUCAGUUUCUUCCUGCUGCUGUAACAAAUUUUCAUACACAGCAGCUUAAAGCAAGACUUACUCAGCCCUGAGGCCCCAUGCAGGUCUGUGGGCUCAAGUUAAAGGGGGAGGGUGUCCCUUCAGGCCUGGUCCAGUUGUGGGCGACCCCCCCAACCUUGGCUCACAGCCCUGCCCAUUCUGAAGCCUCGCCCCAUCCCAGCGCUUCCCUCCUGCCCCCGUCGUCCAUUUUAAGGGCCCUUGGGAUUGCCCUUGGCCCAGCCAGGUGACCCAGGAACCCCUCCCUAUUUGUCACGUCAGCAGAUUGGCAACCUUGACUUCACCUGCACCCUUCACUCCCCCUCACGUGGGACCUCGCGUAGUUGCAGGUGCCGGAGAUGAGGACGUGGGCUUCUGUGGGGGCCACGGUUUUGCUCACCAUGGCCUCCACUUGUCCCCUGCCCUGCCGGACACUCUGUGCUGCCUCUGAAGACGGGUUCAGUUGCCCCGCCAUGGACCCUCUCCAUGGCGGGGGGCGGUGCAGCUCUCUUUCCAGGUACUUGGCUGGCAGCUCGCCCGCGCCAGCGGCACCCCGGGGCCUUUGUACACUUGUAGAGUUAGCAUGUUUGAUGUUGUUAAUAUUAUUUUUGAUAAUACU